Messenger RNA from Vitrella brassicaformis, 301 nucleotides. The record is from the annotation of a GenBank genome assembly. Lineage: Eukaryota; Vitrellaceae.
UCAACCGCGGCGGCGGUGCUCCUGCCUGUUUCUGGCUUUGUAGACCUCUAUUUGGAGGGCCGAGUGUAGGGUCGAGCCUGAAAUAGUAGAGGCAGCCACACCUGAGACAGGCAAUCAGCACAAAGCGCAGAUACGCAGCUCGAGGUCGGAGAAAUCAAACCAAGAGCGAAUAGAAUCAGUUCGGUAUACCGGUCAUCGUAGUCUUUCGAAGGCAGAACGGUCGCCCGAUACCAGCGAAAUACAGGGCCAGAGCCUGCAUCACCCACGACUUGCCGCAUCCGGGGCCGCCUGCAACUACCAU